AUGACGACCAAGGAGGUCACGCUCGGGGCGCAGAGGUUUGACUCUUUAAAUCAGUACAUUCUGAUCAAAGAUCUGGGGAGUGGAUCGCAUUCAAAGGUGAAAUUGGCGAUGAAUCAACAGGACAACGCGUUGUACGCGGUGAAGUGGACGCACGCGCGGGUGAACUCGUUGAAGGCGGUGCGGAAGGAGAUCGCGGUGCUGAAGAAGCUCAAUCAUCCCAACAUUCGUACGCUACACGAAGUGAUCGACGACGAGUUCGCGAAGGAGCUCAUUUUAGUAUUGGAGUACUGCGAGACGGGGCCCGUGUUUACGCGCUUCAGCACGACGCCCGUGGCGGAGGAGGUGUUGUGGAGGUACGCGCGCGACGUCGUGCUCGGUUUGGACUAUCUUCACUCGCUACGCAUCGCACAUAUGGAUCUCAAACCGGAGAACAUGCUUCUCUGCGCCGACGGCUCGGUGAAACUCGCAGACUUUGGGGUGAGUUUCAUCCACGACGUGGUGCUGUCUGAUGGGGUGGAGAAACGCCUCGUUGGUACGCCAGCAUUUUUAGCGCCCGAAGUGCCCUCCGAGGCCGGCUACGAUCCGUUCAGGGCAGAUAUCUGGUCUCUUGGAGUGUGCUUUUACAACAUGGCCAUGGGCAGGCUUCCAUUCCGCGGGAAAACUGUGUUCCAAAUCUGUGCGCACGCGCGCUCGAGCACCCUUGAGUUCAAUGAGGACCUUUCAGACGACUUCAAGGAUCUCGUGCGCUGCAUGCUUUGCGUCGAUGCAGAGAAGCGAGUGGAUAUCGCUGGUGUCAUGCAUCAUAACUGGAUCACCCAUGGUGGGACAGAUCCGCUCGCUCGACCUCUCACCGAGCUACCUCACAACAUUGUCGAGGUCACGGAGGAAGAAGUCGCGAGCGCCGUGCGAACCGAUCCACUCGCCGCCUUGUUGCAGCCCGCGUUCAAUUUGGUUGAGUUCAACGAUCGCGAUAUUCUCAUGAGGAAGGGAGCGAUCGGCGAGGUAAUGUACUUUAUAAACAAAGGAUACGUGGACGUACUGCUCGACGCAGUUGGCGUCGAUCUGGACACGAUUGAUGUGGAGCACGAAUCAGACGUGCUGGUGGUGCGUCAGCCCGGGGAGAUCGUCGGAGAAAUCGCUUUCCUUAAGGCGUUACAAGGAAUCAGAGACGAAUCGUACGUUCAUGGCUACCGCACGGCAACUGUCAGAGCGAAGGGCCCCGUUGAAUGUCUGGCUGUGAGCUUGCAAGAUAUGAUCGUCGCACUCGGGAAGGACGAAAGUUCGCGAGCGCGCAUCGUGCGCAGUGCGAGCUUCAAGCUCGAUCAGAACGAGGAAGUCCGACUUCAACUACUGGAGAAAACUUCGCGAACGAGCACGGAUUCGGAACGAGAAGAGAAGCAGGCUCCGUUCGCUCCCAAGCGAACGAUUCACGUUCUGUACGCCGAGGACAGCAUGCCGACGCAAAUGAUCGUGAAAGCUUUUCUACGAAAGCUUGGCAACGUCGAAGUCGUCAUCGCGCCCGACGGAAAAAGAGCGCUAGAUGCUCACAGAUCGAUAAACCAUAAAUUUGAUAUGAUUCUCAUGGAUUGUCAAAUGCCUGUGAUGGACGGGUUGGAAGCGACUCGACAAAUCCGAUCGCUCAAUUCAGAAAAGGCGACGGUGCCAAUUGUUGGAGUCUCGUCCGGUGUCGAAGGCAUGGGUCACAAGGAGUGCAUUGCUAAUGGCAUGAACGGAUUUGUGUCCAAACCUUUGAACAAGCAGAAGAUCGUCGACGUGAUUCAAAAGACGUUGCCGGACUUGUUCAAAAAUGACUAA
Molecule: messenger RNA, 1815 nt
Organism: Ostreococcus tauri
Lineage: Eukaryota; Viridiplantae; Chlorophyta; Mamiellophyceae; Mamiellales; Bathycoccaceae
Product: RmlC-like jelly roll fold
Exons: 1
Coding region: 1-1815 (604 amino acids)
Biological process (GO): phosphorelay signal transduction system; protein phosphorylation
Cellular component (GO): cytoplasm
Molecular function (GO): ATP binding; protein serine/threonine kinase activity
Source: RefSeq, a predicted model, not a curated record